AUGCCUUUACUAAUUCCUUCUUAUGAUGACAAGACUCUGCAAAAACUUUAUCCGGAUUACCUGUCGUUGAGAUUAGUGCAGGUGAUACACAGACAUGGUGAAAGAGCUCCAAGGAAAAGGUUAACAGAAUUUAUACCGGGCUUAUGGAAUUUGUGUCAUGCAGCUCAAGCAUGCAUUUUAUUGCCUCAACAAGGUAUCGAUGAACUGCAUUUUGAAUUCUCGUCGAAUUUACCCCCAUUAAGUGCAAGCCUUACCGGUCUGGCUGAGUCCUCACGUAUACAAAAGGUUAUCUCAUUACCGGGAGAUUGCUCAGAAAGUCAGCUCACGGACAUCGGCCGUACCUCGAUGUCCCAACUUGGUGCGCACCUGCGUGACUUAUAUGUCAACAGAUUGAAAUUUCUAGACGCAAAGAUUUCAGAUGAGAACGAUGAGUCGAUUUACCUCCGGUCAACCUAUUUCAACCGGACGUUUGAAUCAUUGCAUCAAUUGUUCAUCGGUGGUUUGUACCCAUCGAAAUAUCGGGAAAAUUCUUUCUCACUGAAGAUUCACACGCGGGAUCCAUAUUCAGAAAAUCUGUACGCAAAUCACAAAUGCAAACGGUUUUUUGAACUCCUCUCCGAAUUCCAGAAGACUGCCUCCUCACGUCAUGAAUCUAAAUUGAAAUCUCUCAAUGAAAAGUUGAAACCCAUCGUUAAUGAAGUCAGUUUCAGUUCGAAUCCUUCAUGUAACGAAUUAUUAGCCAAAUCCAAUGGGAUUCCAUUACCCAAGGAGUUCACUGCCGAUGUUAUUGACGAUUUAAACGCGGUUUCUACCGGGCGUAGUUUUGGCGGGUUCGAUGAAAUUCCGGAAUUACGAAGGCUCGGCAUCGGGCCACUACUCUUCGAAUUACAAGAUCAAAUACUUUCCAAAAUCGGAAAUUCUAAAGAAUCAGCAGAUAACUUAAAAUUAGCAAUAUAUAGUACUCACGACGUUACCAUCGCUCCGUUACUGGCAGCACUCGAUGCUUAUGAGAAUCGAAGGUGGCCACCAUUUGCAUCCCACAUAAUUAUAGAAUUGUUUCAACAAAAAUCCUCAAGUUCUCAAGCAAAAAUAGAUGAUAAAGAUCGUGUCAAGAAUCGAAAAACCGUCGACAUAGAAAAUCAAGGUGAAUAUUUUGUCCGAGUAAAAUACAACAAUAAGAUUCUAGAAUUAUCCGGAUGCCAGAAGAACGGCACGCAUCACACGAACGACAAGUCGUUGUGCACGUUGAAAGCAUUUCUGGAAAUUUUGAAUGAGCAGAUUCCGGUGGAUUUCGAAAAAGAGUGCCAUGUUACAUACAAAAAAACCAAGAAAGCGUAA
Messenger RNA from Acaulospora morrowiae, 1338 nucleotides. NCBI's taxonomy places the organism in Eukaryota, Fungi, Glomeromycota, Glomeromycetes, Diversisporales, Acaulosporaceae. The record is from the annotation of a GenBank genome assembly.